This is a messenger RNA of Acanthosepion pharaonis, 1323 nucleotides long. The record is from the annotation of a GenBank genome assembly. Lineage: Eukaryota; Metazoa; Mollusca; Cephalopoda; Sepiida; Sepiidae.
AUGCCUGUCCUUAUUUCUUUCUUUCCAAGCUCUUUCUCUCCCCACCGUUGUUACCUGAUAAUCUUUCUCUCUUUUAUUUUACCUGUUACUUUUUCUGUAAUUUCCUCUACCUGCGUUUUAACUCUCUUUCCCUGUUUCUUUAUUACUCUUUCUCUUUUCUAUAUGUCACGAGAGAGAGAGAGGUUUUCUUUACUAAUCUUUCUCUUUUCUAUAUGUCAUUCUCUCUCCUCUUUUUUUUUGUUUUCCUUUCUCGUUUCUAUAUGUCAUUCUCUUUCCUCUUUUCUUUGUCUUUCUUUCUCGUUACUAUAUGUCAUUCUCUCUCUCUUUUCAUUUCUUUAUUCCUCUUUCUCGUUUGUAUGUCUUUCUCCACUUUUUUUAAAUUUCUCUUUCUCGUUUCUAUAUGUCAUUCUCUUUCUAUUUUUUAUUUCUUUUUCUCGUUACUAUAUGUCAUUCUCUCUUUUCAUUUCUUUAUACCUCUUUCUCGUUUGUAUGUUUUCUUUCUCCUAUUUUUUAUUUCUCUUUCUCGUUUCUAUAUGUCAUUCUUUCUCUUCUUUUCUUUAUUUCUCUUGCUCGUUUCUAUACGUCAUUCUCUCUCCUCUUUUCUUUAUUUCUUUUUCUCGUUUCUAUACGUCAUUCUCUCUCCUCUUUUCUUUAUUUCUCUUUCUCGUUUCUAUAUGUCCCUCUCUCUCCCCCUUUUUACUAUUACUUUGUAUCUAUUCUCUCUUUCUCUCGCCGGUUUUCUACUCGUCUCACCAAGCGAAAUUUUCUCUCUCUACAAAACAUUUAUCAUAUUUCUUUCUUAUUUCGUUGCAAAGGUGGUUGCCAUUUUCCCUUGUCAUUUAUUCGUAUCUUUAUUUGUCUUUCUUUUGCAGGUUUGCAAAUAGUUCCGAUCGCAAGAAACACUCUCACGUACACACAAGCGACAAGCCGUACAACUGCAAAGUGAGGGGCUGCGACAAGAGCUACACGCAUCCGAGUUCCUUACGCAAACACAUGAAGGUGCACGGCAAGUGCUCGCCCCCGCCGGGCGGCUCCUACGACGACUCCAUUAGCAACAGCCCUAGUAGCGAUUCGAACUCAGCAUCACCCACCGCGCAAUCUCAUACCCCGACACAACCACAGGUCCCACCCCAGAGCAGCCCCCCGUCGUUGCCUCUUGCACCCAACCCCACGUUGCCCCCUAAUCACCACACGAACUUGAGCGAGUGGUAUGUUUGUCAAACUACGGCCGGAAUGCCUACGCCGCCAAGCAGUGAACACUCCCCUGUGAGCAAACUCGGGCAUUUGCCGAUACACCCCACUUCUGUAGUCAGCUAUACAUAG